GGCGGUGGCGGCGGCGGGUCCGUGAGAGUAGCGUGGGGGCGGGGAGGAGAGGCGGCGGCGGCGUAGGAGCUACGCCACACGCGGCCGGGGCGCUGGGAGCUCGAAAGCAGAGCGGGGUCGUGGCGGCGGUGGUGAGACGAGGGAGGCGGAGGAGGGGGUGCCAUGGCGGGGCAGCAGUUCCAGUACGAUGACAGCGGGAACACCUUCUUCUACUUCCUCACCUCCUUCGUGGGGCUCAUCGUGAUCCCGGCCACAUACUACCUCUGGCCCCGAGAUCAGAAUGCCGAGCAAAAUCGAUUAAAGAAUAUCAGAAAAGUAUAUGGAAGAUGUAUGUGGUAUCGUUUACGGUUAUUAAAACCUCAGCCAAAUAUUAUUCCUACAGUAAAGAAAAUAGUUCUGCUUGCAGGAUGGGCAUUGUUAUUAUUCCUUACAUACAAAGUUUCCAAAACAGACCGAGAAUAUCAAGAAUACAAUCCUUAUGAAGUAUUAAAUUUGGAUCCCGGGGCGACAGUAGCAGAAAUUAAGAAACAGUAUCGUUUGCUGUCACUUAAGUAUCAUCCAGAUAAAGGAGGUGAUGAAGUUAUGUUCAUGAGGAUAGCAAAAGCUUAUGCAGCUUUAACUGAUGAAGAGUCCCGGAAAAAUUGGGAAGAGUUUGGAAAUCCAGAUGGGCCUCAAGCCACAAGCUUUGGAAUUGCCCUGCCAGCUUGGAUAGUUGACCAGAAAAAUUCAAUUUUGGUUUUACUUGUAUAUGGAUUGGCAUUCAUGGUUAUCCUUCCAGUUGUUGUGGGCUCUUGGUGGUAUCGCUCAAUACGCUAUAGUGGAGACCAGAUUCUAAUACGCACAACACAGAUUUAUACAUACUUUGUUUAUAAAACCCGAAAUAUGGAUAUGAAACGUCUUAUCAUGGUCUUGGCUGGAGCCUCUGAAUUUGAUCCUCAGUAUAACAAGGAUGCCACAAGCAGACCAACAGAUAAUAUUCUAAUACCUCAGCUAAUCAGAGAAAUUGGCAGCAUUAAUUUAAAGAAGAAUGAGCCGCCACUUACCUGCCCAUAUAGCCUGAAGGCCAGAGUUCUUUUACUGUCUCAUCUUGCUAGAAUGAAAAUUCCUGAGACCCUUGAAGAAGAUCAGCAAUUUAUGCUGAAAAAAUGCCCUGCCCUACUUCAAGAAAUGGUUAAUGUAAUCUGCCAACUAAUAAUAAUGGCCCGGAGCCGUGAAGAAAGGGAGUUUCGUGCUCCAACUUUGGCAUCCCUGGAAAACUGCAUGAAGCUUUCCCAGAUGGCUGUGCAAGGCCUUCAGCAGUUUAAGUCUCCCCUUCUGCAGCUUCCUCACAUUGAAGAAGACAAUCUUAGAAGGGUUUCUAAUCAUAAAAAGUACAAAAUUAAGACUAUCCAGGAUUUGGUGAGUUUAAAAGAAUCAGAUCGUCACAAUCUAUUGCACUUCCUUGAAGAUGAAAAGUAUGAAGAGGUUAUGGCUGUCCUUGGGAGUUUCCCAUAUGUGACCAUGGACAUAAAAUCACAGGUAUUGGAUGAUGAAGAUAGCAACAACAUCACAGUAGGAUCCUUAGUUACAGUGUUGGUUAAAUUGACAAGGCAAACAAUGGCAGAAGUAUUUGAAAAGGAGCAGUCCAUCUGUGCUGCAGAGGAACAGCCAGCAGAAGAUGGGCAGGGUGAUACUAACAAGAACAGAACAAAAGGAGGAUGGCAACAGAAGAGUAAAGGACCCAAGAAAACUGCUAAAUCAAAAAAAAAGAAACCUUUAAAAAAAAAACCUACACCUGUGCCCUUAUCACAACCAAAGCAACAGAAACAAAAGCAGGCUAAUGGAGUCGUUGGGAGUGAAGCUGCAGUAAAGGAAGAUGAAGAAGAAGUUUCUGACAAAGGCAGUGACUCUGAGGAAGAAGAAACCAAUAGAGACUCUCAAAGUGAAAAAGAUGAUGGUAGUGACAGAGACUCUGAUAGAGAGCAAGAUGAAAAACAAAACAAGGAUGAUGAAGCAGAGUGGCAAGAAUUACAACAAAGUAUACAGCGAAAGGAGCGAGCUCUGCUGGAAACCAAAUCGAAGAUAACACAUCCUGUUUAUAGUCUUUACUUUCCUGAGGAAAAACAAGAAUGGUGGUGGCUUUAUAUCGCAGAUAGGAAGGAACAGACAUUAAUAUCUAUGCCAUAUCAUGUGUGCACACUAAAAGAUAUGGAAGAGGUAGAACUGAAGUUUCCUGCACCAGGAAAGCCUGGAAAUUAUCAAUAUACAGUGUUUCUAAGAUCAGACUCCUAUAUGGGUUUGGAUCAGAUUAAACCAUUGAAGUUGGAAGUUCAUGAGGCUAAGCCUGUGCCAGAAAAUCACCCACAGUGGGAUACAGCAGUAGAGGGGGAUGAAGACCAGGAGGACAGCGAGGGCUUUGAAGAUAGCUUUGAGGAAGAGGAAGAAGAGGAGGAAGAUGAUGACUAAGCAGUACUAUGAAUGGACCACAGUAUUUGCACAUAUUUGCAAAUUUUUGCUGUUUUGGAAGUGUGUAAUAAACCAGAAACAGUGCAGAACUGAUGUUGAAGGAGGUGUUAGUUCUUUACUAGAAAUGGGUGCAUAAUAUAUCUAGGCAGUGGUGGUGCCUUGGUACAGUCUGAAAAAUGCUUAAGGCUUGUGAAAGCCUUUCAGGUAUGGGAUGGUGCAUUUAUUUCAUCUGCAAAUGAUAAUAAACCCUUUGUUAUAACUGUCCAGAAGUGUGGGCUAUGUAUUAUCUGAUCAUUUAUGGUCCCAGUGAAAGUAAAGGUACAUGAAAAACAGUCUAUAAAUGAGCGACUUUUCUUUGUUUAGCUUUAGUUUUAACAAACGUUAAAGUAUGGUAAACACCACAAAUGUUUUAAGUAACAUCUGCUCAAGUUUUAAUGUCUUGGUAAGCUCUAUUCACUUAUUGACAUUUUGCAGUGAUACAAGCGUAUUUAUAACAGCUCCAUUCAUAGCUUUAAACAUUUUAUUUUUGCCUAUCUUGGUCGUAAGUUGGCAUUCUGUCACAUUCCACAUAAUAUAGAGGGCUACAUUUUGGGAUUUUCCUUCUUUUAAUUGCCCAGAGUUAUCAGAUUAUAAAAAUGGCUUUUAAUGGCUUAAAACAUUUUUAAGCCUCUAUUUUAGCAGAUCAAUACAGGAUCUAAUUCCUUUUAUAAGCUGUAGAUCUAAAAAUGAUUGUGGGACCAUAUGUUCUCUGAUAUUGGUGACUUAUGUUAUUAAACCUUUUUUAAAAGGUUCAUUAUAAAAGCUGAAAUACAUUCUUAGCUUUUAAUCUACCUGACUCUAUCAGAAGCCUUUUAAGGAAAAAUAUAACAUGCAAACGAGGCAUUUUUUUGUAUUCAUUUUGGACUCCUGUCAAUAAAAUAGAAGUUUGACUCAUUUUACGUUUGUAAUGGUGUGUCUUUUUACUCCCAGAAAGGGAUAUGAUAGGAUAACUCAUUCUUUUAUUUUUCAACUAAAAAUUUAAUAAUAAUAUACAUGACUGCUGAUGUGAUUGCUAUUUCUGUAUACUAUAGAAAAACCCAUGAUUGGGAAGAAUUUUCCCCUCACACUCUCACACAGUACAACCUGGAAGGGAGUGCGUAUAAAGAGCAGAAAUGUGUACAUGCUGAGUUAUUGAGGUAUUACUAGAUACGGAGGAAGCAUGUCUCUAUUAUAGGACUGAUUAUAAUAAUCCUCUCCUAUCAAAAUCUCCACAGACCAAAGUACUCUUGGAAUACUAAUUUGUGACCUUCUUUACUUAGAAGGUUGUCACUUUCCAUGCAGAAUUACCACUGGUAUUUUGUUACUGCAGUAGUUGGAAAUAAAAUUUGAAACUUAACCAAAAACAUGAAUGGGGGGGUUUUUGGGUUCUAAAUUUAGGAUGUAAUAUUUCCUAUAAUACGAUCAAAGCAAUUUUUUCACUGGAACCUCCAUCACCUAUUUUUCUUUUAAAGGUGUUAGUGAGACCCUUCCUUGGGAAGCAGAAGCGCCACUGAGGAUUUGUUUCAUUUUAUAAGUAGAGGGUGGGUUUAAUUUUCGAGUCAGGUUUUGCUGGGAAGCUGCUGGCCACCUAAGUGAGGUGGAGGAGAGUGAGCCAGCCUGUAGCAUCCAGUGAAAGGAGAGGUUAGAGAAAACGCAGGUGGCAUGAAGGCAAGGAAAGCGAGCAAAUGAAACAGUGUGUAGUAUGCGCACUCCUGGUUUUCUUGAAAGAUACUUUUCAAGAGAAGUAUUUCUAUUCUAGUGGCUAUUUUGUCUUAAAGAGGCUUUGUAAGUUAUUCAAACUGGCUUCUUUCUGAUUUUAAGGCUAGAGGAUGGUUUUACAACCCAGUAACUCACCACAGUGCUUAAAAAAACAGCAUCACCUCAUUAGGAAACCCUACUAGCCUGUUUUCCUUUGCCAUUUGUGUGAUAUAUGUGUACUUCCUAACCAAAUAAUACAUUUGCUUCUAAUGAGCUCUUUCCAUAUUGCAAUAGUGAAAGAACUGAGCUUUCAUUUUAUAGUUCUCAUCUUUCCAGCAAGUCUCUGAAUUCUACAUCCCUUCUUUCUUUCUCUAUUAUUGAGAUUUAAUAACUAAUUUACCCUGGUUUGCAUUUAAUCAAAUGGAAACUUUCACUGAGUGCAGUUUCAGUUUUGUUCCCAUCAAGAAACACUGACGUUUUGUCAACAGAAUAGAUGAAUAUAUAGGCGAAAACAUUCAGUGUGCAUAUACAAAGUGAAACUGGUUAUUUAUGAAAUUAAGCUACUUAAAUUGUAUAAUAUUUUUCUCUUUAAAUUGAUAAAGUACCUAUUAAAACAAAAGGUACUCGUCCAGAGGAGACCACAAUUGAAAGUCUUUCAGUUGUAAAGUUUUGUGUUAUGAAACUUGAUUUAGGCCCCAUGUGCAUAUCUCAGUCUUGAAGUCAGGUGUUCAUGUCCUUUAAAAUUAAAAAAAAAAGUUCGUGAAUAUUUUUUAAAAAUUGA
Messenger RNA from Aethalodelphis obliquidens (Pacific white-sided dolphin), 4942 nucleotides. RefSeq names its product SEC63 protein translocation regulator (gene SEC63). Gene Ontology annotation, cellular component: Sec62/Sec63 complex. Bases 163 to 2445 code for a protein of 760 amino acids. NCBI's taxonomy places the organism in Eukaryota, Metazoa, Chordata, Mammalia, Artiodactyla, Delphinidae. Gene Ontology annotation, molecular function: transmembrane protein transporter activity; RNA binding. The transcript has 21 exons. Gene Ontology annotation, biological process: post-translational protein targeting to endoplasmic reticulum membrane; SRP-dependent cotranslational protein targeting to membrane. The record is from RefSeq and is a predicted model, not a curated record.